AUGGAUUCUCCAACAGAAACUGGAAUAGAGAUCCCUGAUGGUUCCAGCUCGUUCGAAGAAAUCCCAGCAGUUUCAGACCACAGUGGCUCUUCUUCUCCUGUAACUCCAAAGGCUGAAAGAUUACCUGUAUCUCUCACCUUUGGUAGUGGCGGCUCUUUUGAUGAUGCUACUCCCAAUCACGAAGAUUCUGAUUCUUUUUUUUCCGAGUUGGACUCAGAAGCUGAGGCCUUUUACUCUUCUCUCAACCACCGCCUGGUCUCACCAGGGUUUAUGGAUGGCCAUGAGUUUUCUGAUAAACAGAUGAGCUGUAGAGAAUUAAUGAAGAAGUUUGCUCAAUGCGAGGAAGAGCUAAGGACUGCAAGUCUUAAGCUCCAAGAUGCUCAGCAAGAGGUUGAGAGACUAAAGUGUGAGGCUGCUGAGAAUCUACGCGCUGAGCUUGAAACUGCACGGAGAGAGAUAGAGACGAAGGAUGCAGACGUUGAGACUGAGAAAAGGCGAGCUCUCGAGCUGCAAAGACAUGUGGUUGAUUUGGAAUCUCAGCUCACUGACUCCACUCUCAAAUUUGAAAAAUCUAACAGUCUAAAAGCGGAGAUGAGAGCAAGGGACGUCGAUUUCAAGCAGAUGGAGGAGCAACUUAACCAGCUGGUGGUCUAUAGGGAGGCCGAGCUUGUGUCUGAAUCAGGAAAUGGCAAGAGCACUGUGGAAGAGCUGAGUGCAAGGGUUAAAGAGCUAGAGAAGCAAGCGGAGAUACAGAGAAAAUGCAUUAUCAGAAGGAGAGGAAGAUAA
Molecule: messenger RNA, 786 nt
Organism: Brassica oleracea var. oleracea
Lineage: Eukaryota; Viridiplantae; Streptophyta; Magnoliopsida; Brassicales; Brassicaceae
Product: filament-like plant protein 1
Exons: 3
Coding region: 1-786 (261 amino acids)
Source: RefSeq, a predicted model, not a curated record